Messenger RNA from Ichthyophthirius multifiliis, 1413 nucleotides. RefSeq lists its product as hypothetical. Gene Ontology annotation, biological process: tricarboxylic acid cycle. Gene Ontology annotation, cellular component: cytoplasm. NCBI's taxonomy places the organism in Eukaryota, Ciliophora, Oligohymenophorea, Hymenostomatida. The transcript is spliced from 2 exons. The record is from RefSeq and is a predicted model, not a curated record.
AUGAACACCCACUAUUAAAAAUACAAAGAUCUAGUCCCCAUAGUUCCUUAAUCAAAUGAAAAUGCCACAAUAACUUUUCCAGAUGGCAAAACCUAUAAAAUCCCCAUAUUGAAAGGUACUUUAGGUCCUCCAGUUUUAGAUAUAAGAAAUUUAGCUUAAUAAACUGGUUAUUUUACUUAUGAUCCUGGUUUUACUGCUACAUCUUCUUGUGCUUCUUAAAUUACUUAUAUAGACGGUGAAAAAGGUUAACUAUUAUACAGAGGAUAUAAAAUAGAAGAUUUAGCUGAAAACUGUUCUUUUAUGGAAACUUGCUAUUUGAUGAUAUACGGAUAACUACCGUGUAAGAAAGAAAAAGAGGCCUUUGAGGAACUUGUAGUAUCCGAAAUGGUUGUACAUAAAAAGAUUUAAGAUUUCUAUUAAGGAUUUUAGGCCGAUGCGCACCCUAUGGCUAUUAUGUUAGGUGUAGUAGGUGCUUUAAGUGCAUUUAUGUAUCAAGAAUUCAAUGUUAAUGAUAGUCGUGAUCGUGAACAUAUAGCUAUUAAAGUCAUUGCAAAAAUUCCUACGCUUGCAGCUUAUGCUUUUAGGACUGCUUCGGGAUUGCCUUUAAUCUAACCUAAAAAAAAAUAUAAUUAUGUUUAGAAUUUUCUCUAUAUGAUGUUAGCGAAUCCUAUGGAUGAAGAAUUUUAAAUCGAUGAAGUUAUUGUAUAAGCUAUUGAUAAAAUACUACUUUUACAUGCAGAUCAUGAGUAAAAUGCAAGUUCUUCAACUGUGAGGAUUGCGGGUAGUUCUUAAGCUAAUCCAUUCGCAUGUAUAGCUGCUGGUAUUGCAAGUUUAUGGGGACCAAUGCAUGGAGGAGCGAAUGAGGCUGUACUUAAUAUGUUAGAGUAAAUUGGAAAUGUUGAUAAUAUCGAAAAAAUAUUAUAGAUGUCAAAAGAUAAGAGUUCAGGGUUUAGAUUGAUGGGUUUUGGGCAUAGAGUGUAUAAAAACUUUGAUCCUAGAGCGAAAAUUAUGCAGAAAAUGUGCUAUAAAGUGCUCUAGGCAGUUGGUUAGGAUACUAUGCCUUUAUUUGAUCUAGCUUUAAAGUUAGAAUAAGCAGCUUUGAAUGACAAAUAUUUUUUGGAUAGAAAACUUUAUCCUAAUGUAGAUUUUUACACAGGAUUAGUUUACAAAGCAAUAGAUAUUCCAGUAAAUAUGUUCACUGUUAUGUUUGUUAUUGCAAGAUCUAUUGGAUGGAUUACUUAAUGGUCGGAAAUGAUGGCAGAAGGAUUAAAUAAAAUAGGAAGACCAAGAUAAGUUUAUGUAGGAGAAAAAAUAAGAGAAUUUGUAAAAAUAGAAGAUAGAAAAAAACAGAAUUAGUCUAAUAUAUUAUAAAUGCCUAAAUUAGCAAAAGUUACGAAUUUAAUGAAAUUGUGA